Molecule: messenger RNA, 1436 nt
Organism: Cornus florida
Lineage: Eukaryota; Viridiplantae; Streptophyta; Magnoliopsida; Cornales; Cornaceae
Product: disease resistance protein RPV1-like
Exons: 2
Coding region: 171-1436 (421 amino acids)
Biological process (GO): signal transduction; defense response
Molecular function (GO): ADP binding
Source: RefSeq, a predicted model, not a curated record
CAUGACCACCGACGAUUUAAAGAACUUCCACACUCAUUCUUUAUGAAGUAGUAGUACUCCAUUCCUCUUUCUCACCAAUCUGCUCUUUCUAUUAUAUCUCGUACACUGCUUGUGUUGUUUGGAACCUUUAGGUGUGUGUGUCUCUCCCUCUCAAGUUCUUUCCCACGGCAAUGUCCAUGUUAAGCAGAAAUAUUGAAGCUGCUUCCUCCUCUGCACCAGUUCAAAGAUGGAAAUAUGACGUGUUCGUAAGCUACAGAGGCGAAGACACCGGCAAGAACUUCACUGAUCACCUCUAUUCCAGACUGAACAGUGUUGGAAUCACCACUUUCAGGGACAAAAAUGAACUGAAAAGAGGUGAAAAAAUCUCAUCCGAGCUUUUUCAAGCAAUUCAUGGAUCCAACAUUUUCUUGGUUGUUUUCUCCCAAAAUUACGCAACCUCCAGAUGGUGUCUAGAUGAACUUGUGGAGAUAUUGAAGUGCAGGAAGCAAUUCUGUCAGUUGGUACUACCCAUAUUUUACAAAGUCAAUCCAUCAGAUGUGAGGAUACAAACUGGAAGCUUUGGGGAAGCAUUUGCCAAACAUCAAAAGGUGGACAUAAACAAGGUGUCAAGUUGGAGGGCAGCCUUGGCUGAGGCAGGGGAAUUAUCUGGGUGGGAUUUAGAUGCCACUGACGGGCACGAAGGAGAGUUCAUCAAGAAAAUUGUUGAAAGAAUUUUGAGUGAAUUGAAUCACACGCACUUACAUGUGACGACCCAUCCAGUUGGAAUCGAUACUCGUAUGGAAUACAUAAUUUCUCAGUUGAGCGUUGCAACUCAUGAUGUCCGCGCGGUGGGUAUAUGUGGGAUGGGCGGAAUAGGGAAGACAACCCUUGCAAAAGCUGUUUUUAACCAUUUAUUCCAUAGUUUUGAAAGCAAAAGUUUUUUGGCAAACGUCAAAGAGAAUUCGAAGUCACCUGAAAAACAAAUUCUUUUGCAAGAGCAGUUUCUUUCCAAUGUACUAAAGUCAGAAGUCAGAAAGGUGGGCAAUGUUGAUCGAGGAAUCAUGGUUAUAAAAGAUAGGUUGUGCAAUACAAGGAUCCUACUUGUUUUGGAUGAUGUGGAUCAACUAGACCAAUUAUUUGCAUUUAGUUGCCACUCAGAUAGUGUCCGAAAAAAUUGCUUUGGUCUCGGAAGUAGAAUCAUCAUAACAACAAGGCACCUGCAUUUGCUAGAACGCAUUGAGGUAAAUAGCAAUUAUAUGGUUGAUGAAUUGGAUGUACCAAAUACCAAAUACAAACACAUGCGGAAUUAUAACAGAACUUUACAAGACAAGGGGAAACUGAGAGAUUUACAAAAGACACAGAAACUAAAACAGAUGGUGAAAAACAGAUACCUAAAACCAUUCUGGGGCUUCGGUUUAAAUAACAUUACAAAAGGUAAACAGUUCCGGAGAAGAUAA